Messenger RNA from Hordeum vulgare subsp. vulgare (domesticated barley), 695 nucleotides. RefSeq lists its product as uncharacterized. Lineage: Eukaryota; Viridiplantae; Streptophyta; Magnoliopsida; Poales; Poaceae. The record is from RefSeq and is a predicted model, not a curated record. The transcript has a single exon. The coding region runs from base 59 to 445 and encodes 128 amino acids.
CUCACUGAAAAUCCUGGUGAAUCAUUCCUCUCAGCCACCUGUUAGGCCAACAAGAGCAAUGGCCCCACUCCAGAACAUUGCGGUGGCACUAACCCUUCUCAUCGUCAUGGUGGAAAUCGCAUCAUUACCAAUGCUUGCAAGCGCCACCAUCACCAAGUCCGAGGAGGCCGCGUUGGAUGAGCUAACACCCAUCAUCAAGACGGCCCUAGACGGGGUCCUCGCCGCCGCCCCACCAUCCGAAAGGAUCAAAGUAGCCGGGGCUGUUGCAAAGCAGGAACUCCUCGCUAUGGACACGAUGAAGAAGGCCAAGGGAGACAAGGCGAAAUUUGAUACACAUCUAUUGGCCUACAAGAUAGCCGCUAAGAUAGUUACUGCCGCAGCACCCGCUGAGAAGUUCAAGAAGAUGGAGGAUAGCUUCACGGAGGCUAGCCGGCCAAUUCCGUAAGUUGCAUCUCAUUAAUAUUUAGACGCAUGCACAACACCAUCGUCUGCGCCAAAUAACAUACCCCCUCCUGCCACACACACCAAAUUAUAUUCUAUUGUUUCUCGUAAUUUCAUUGUCACGAAUGCACAUUGUACGUGCACUAGUUUUUGUUUCAUUUUUAUUUGUUUCUUUUGGUGACUUUAUUUCGCCUGAUCGAGCACUUGUAACAAUCCAGAUAUAGGGAACCUCAUGGUCCCAUCACGAUAUGUUU